AUGGCUUCCCACGAAGACGACACCAUGCCCGAGGAGACUCAGGGUUACAAGUUGACCCAGCCCAAGCAGAGUCUCGCCGACUACCAAAACAUGGAUGCCAACGACGAAUCCCUCCAAAAAUACAAGGAAUCUCUCGGUCUCGGUGGCGGCAAGGACCUCUCCGAUCCCAACGAUCCUCGAGUAUGCAUCAUCCUCGCCCUGACCAUGGAGAGCCCCGGCCGCGAUCCCGUCCGAAUCGAUCUGUCCCAGCCCGGCAGCGAGCUCGCCCUCAAGGAUAAGCCCUUCAAGAUCAAGGAGGGUUCCAAGUUCACCAUGGUCGCCACUUUCAAGGUCCAGCACGAGAUUCUCAGCGGUCUCCACUACGUCCAGAUUGUGAAGCGCAAGGGUAUCAGGGUUAGCAAGGAUUCCGAGAUGAUUGGAAGCUACGCCCCCAACACCGACAAGGUGCCUCUAUACGAGAAGAGAUUUACCGAGGAAGACGCUCCGAGCGGAAUGCUUGCCCGUGGCCAUUACAAUGCCAUCUCGACCUUCGUUGACGACGACAAGAAGAAGCAUCUGGAGUUUGAGUGGAGUUUUGACAUUUCCAAGGACUGGUAG
This is a messenger RNA of Scedosporium apiospermum, 597 nucleotides long. RefSeq lists its product as uncharacterized. Bases 1 to 597 code for a protein of 198 amino acids. The transcript has 4 exons. Gene Ontology annotation, molecular function: Rho GDP-dissociation inhibitor activity; protein binding. Gene Ontology annotation, biological process: Rho protein signal transduction. Gene Ontology annotation, cellular component: cytosol; cytoplasm; membrane. Lineage: Eukaryota; Fungi; Ascomycota; Sordariomycetes; Microascales; Microascaceae. The record is from RefSeq and is a predicted model, not a curated record.